Vigna unguiculata (cowpea) is the source of this 2034-nucleotide messenger RNA. Its product is annotated as transducin family protein / WD-40 repeat family protein. The record is from RefSeq and is a predicted model, not a curated record. Gene Ontology annotation, molecular function: protein binding. Lineage: Eukaryota; Viridiplantae; Streptophyta; Magnoliopsida; Fabales; Fabaceae.
ACUUACUGAUAAGAGUGAACCACGCGUCCACUUUUCUUUGUUUCAUUCUAAUUUGGGUUUGAAGUUCGGUUCGGAGUUCUACUACUCUUGAUCCUAUUCUUAACUUCGAUCUUUAUUCGUUUCGCUAUCUUCUAGAUACUUCUAGUUACACACUCUGUUGCGUUGCUUCUAGUUUCGAACUGUUGUAAUAAUCCCUUCCAAAGUCAUGUCACUCCUUUGACAUCUAGGGUUUACUCUUUUCCGAUUUUCCGAAUUUCUUAAACCAAAUUGUUAGCAUUUCGAGUUAUUCUCGUUUUAUUCAUGCAUUUUAUUCGUGCAUGGAGAAUCAUUGCGAGGUACUUGGUACCGAAGGGUUGAUCAGAAGGCAUGAAUUUGUGAGGAUCAUAAUUCAGUGUCUAUAUUCAUUAGGUUACACUAACUCUGCGGCGUGUUUGGAAUCAGAAUCUGGCAUUUCGUACAAGUCCAAUGAGUUUAAGUUGCUUGAAUCAUUUAUAUUGAAUGGGAAUUGGGACGAUAGCAUUGAGUAUCUUAAUUCGAUAAAGGAUGUGUUGGGGGAAACAAGGGAAUCGGCCAUGUUUCUUGUUUUCAGACAGUGUGUUAUGGAGUAUUUGAAUUGCGGUGAAGAUGAGUUAGCUUUGGCGGUGUUAAGGAAACAGGUUUCUGCCUUGGAUGUGGACAAGUGCAAAGUUCACAGUCUGGCUAUGUGCAUGCUUUCAUUUAAGGAUAGGGAGUUAGCUGUUAUUGACGAAAACGAUGCUGUUGUACAUGAUCUGAGAAGAAAGCUGUUAGCGGAUUUGGAAAGUUUGUUGCCUCCUCCGAUAUCAGUGCCUGAAGCAAGGCUGGAGCGCUUGGUAGAAUCUACUGUUACGGCCUGGGUCGAUUCGUGUAUGUAUCAUAGUUCGUCGAAUCAGAUAUCGCUUUAUGAGGAUCAUCGCUGCAGCAGGGAUCAGAUUCCUACUAGAACGACUCAGAUACUGACUGGACACAGAAAUGAAGUUUGGUUUGUUCAAUUUUCGAAUAAUGGGGAGUACCUUGCCUCUUCAUCCAAUGAUUGCACAGCCAUCAUAUGGAAGGUGCUGGAGGAUGGGAUAUUGACACUGAAACACACACUUAAUGGUCACCAACAUGCUGUAUCUUUUGUAGCAUGGAGUCCUGAUGACACCAAGUUACUAACAUGUGGGAACACAGAAGUUUUGAAGCUAUGGGAUGUUGAAACAGGUACAUGCAAGCGCACAUUUGGGAAUCAAGGGUUUGUUGUGAGCUCUUGCGCCUGGUUUCCCAACUCAAAACAGUUUGCGUGUGGCAGUUCUGACCCUGAAAAGGGAGUGUGCAUGUGGGAUUGUGAUGGAAACGUGAUCAAAUCAUGGAGAGGAAUGAGGAUGCCCAAGGUUGUAGAUCUUGCCGUUACUCCAGAUGGUGAGUAUCUUAUCAGCGUAUUUAUGGAUAAAGAAAUUCGUAUUCUGCAUAUGGGAACAAAUGCAGAGCGAGUUAUUUCAGAGGAGCACCCAAUCACAUCCCUUUCAGUCUCAGGAGAUAGUAAGUUCUUCAUUGUCAAUCUCAAUAGUCAGGAGAUUCAUAUGUGGGAUGUGGAUGGGAAAUGGGAUAAGCCAUCCAGGUUUAAGGGCCACAAGCAACACAAGUAUGUGAUAAGGUCAUGCUUUGGUGGAUUAAACAACACUUUUAUCGCCAGUGGUAGUGAAAAUUCACAGGUAUACAUUUGGAACCGUCGGAAUCCGACGCCUAUAGAGGUUCUAUCCGGGCACUCCAUGACUGUGAACUGUGUGAGCUGGAACCCCAAAAUACCACAAAUGCUGGCAUCUGCCAGUGAUGAUUAUACGAUUCGUAUAUGGGGACCCGGCUUCCAAAAAAAAGAAGGCCAAGUUGAGUAGAUUAGAUAUUAAAAUUUCCAGUUUAGAGUAGCCUAUACUAGUUUUGCUUUAUAUUCUUUUCUUCCCCACGCAAAGUCUGUUCAGGUUACAGAGCAUGAGUUUGUAAAGUCCUAGUUUACCCAUGCAAGAAUUUUGGAAUUUUGGG